GCUGGAAUCCGCAACUUCGCACCAGUGUUACCGGAUUUCAACAGAUAAGUCGCACUGGACUAAUACAGCGCAAUGAAUACUGUGGCUGUUCUGCUGAUACUGGCCGUUCCGAUCUAUGCUGACAGUUUGGAAGGACCAACAGUUGGCUGUACCUUCGAUGAUGCCUCUGACCUGGACCGGGACCAGUGCAAACAAGGCAAGGAGGACGACUUUGAUUGGCAGCUGAUUCGGACCUACAGCUGGCCAUAUACCACCCCUGACCUACUGCGCGGGUCCUUCAUGAUGGUGAACUCCUCCCAGCAUGCCGCGGGGCAGCGCGCCCACCUCCUGCUGCGGCCGCUGAGUGAGAACGACACCCACUGCAUCCAGUUCAGCUACUUCCUGUACAGCCGGGACGGGCACAGCCCCGGGACGCUGCAGGUGUAUGUGCGCGUCAACGGCGGGCCCCUGGGAAGCCCCGUCUGGAACGUCUCCGGGUCCCAUGGCCGGCAGUGGCACCAAGUGGAGCUGGCCAUCAGCACUUUCUGGCCCAACGACUAUCAGGUCCUGUUUGAAGCCACUGUCUCCAAGGAGCGGCGCGGCUACUUCGGCUUAGACGACAUCCUGCUGCUCAACUAUCCCUGCUACAAGGUUCCCCACUUCUCUCGUCUUGGGGAGGUGGAGGUCAACGUCGGGCAGAACGCCACCUUCCAGUGUGUGGCCUCGGGGCGGUCUAUUGAGAUGGAGCGGUUCAUGCUGGAGCGGCACAGCGGGGUCGUGACCCCUGCCUUCUCGGUGAAGCGGCUGAGUCACCGGCGCCUGGUUGCCACCAUCCAGCUGGACAUGGUGCAGCGCGGCGGGAAGGACCUCUACCGCUGCGUCAGCCCGUCACCCCGUGGAGCCGCCGUCUCGAACUUCGCCGAGCUCAUCGUCAGAGUUCCCCCCUCCCCCAUUGCCCCGCCCCAGCUCCUGCGAGCGGGCCCCACCUACCUCAUCCUCCAGCUCAACACCAACUCCAUUGUGGGAGACGGCCCCGUGAUCCGCCGGGAGAUCGAGUACCGCGCCAGCCAGUCGCCCUGGUCUGAGGUGCACGGCGUCAACGCGCUCACCUACAAGGUGUGGCACCUGGACCCGGACACCGAGUACCACAUCAGCGUGCUGCUGACCCGGCCCGGCGACGGAGGCACCGGCCCUCCCGGACCUCCUCUCGUGAGCAGGACCAAGUGUGCAGAGCCAAUGAGGGCACUGCGUGGCCUGACUGCUACAGAAAUCCAGUCACGGCAGCUGACCCUGCAGUGGGAGGCACUCGGCUACAACCUGACCCGCUGCCACACCUACACCGUGUCCCUGUGCUACAGCUACUCCACAGCAGGGGGCAGCAGCGGGCACAACACCACUGUCAGAGAGUGCCUGGGCGUGGAGCACAACGCUUCCCACUUUACCCUGCUCGAUUUGCCGCCCUUCCACGCCAUCCACGUUCGCCUGGCCCUCGCCAACCCCGAGGGCAGGAAGGAGGGUCGAGAGGUCACCUUUCAAACGGAGGAGGAUGUUCCUGGUGUCAUAGCUGCUGACUCAUUGACCUUCACUCCUCUGGAUGACAUGAUCUUCCUCAAGUGGGAGGAGCCCCUGGAGCCCAAUGGGCUCAUCAUCCAAUAUGAGAUCAGCUACCAGACCAUCGAGUCCUCAGACCCAGCCGUCAACGUGCCAGGCCCGCGUCGCACCGUAGCCAAGCAACGCAACGAGACCUACCACAUGUUCUCCAACCUCCAGCCUGGCACCACCUACCUGGUCUCCGUGCGCGCCCGCACCUCCAAGGGCUUUGGCCUGACCGCCCUCACGGAGUUCACAACCAACAUCUCUGCUCCCAUAUUUGACUAUGGUGAAACACCUUCAGUGCUGAGCGAAUCAGAGAGCACGAUCACCAUCCUGCUCCGCCCAGCGCAGGGCAGGGGUGCCCCUGUCAGUGCGUAUCAGGUGGUGGUGGAGGACGAGGAGGGCUCCGGCAGGGUGAGGAGGGAGCUGGACUCACCCGAAUGCUUCCCCGUGUCUACCUCCCACGGUGAGGCCCUGGCCAAGGGAACCCCGCACUACUACACGGCCGAGCUGACGCCCAGCAGCCUCCCCGAGGCCGCGCCCUUCACUGUGGGCGACAACCACACCUACAACGGCUACUGGAACACGCCCCUGGACCCCAGCCACAGCUACGUCAUCUACUUCCAGGCCAUGAGCAGCUUCAAAGGGGAAACACGGAUCAACUGCGUUCGUUUAGCCAGGAAAGCUGCCUGCAGGGACCACAAGCGUGCCCUGGAGGUGUCCCAGCACUCUGAAGAGGUGGGGCUGAUCCUGGGGGCUUGUGCAGGCGGGUUGGUGGUCCUAAUCUUGCUGCUGGGGGCCAUCAUAAUCGUUGUCAAGAAGGGAAGGGAUUUCCACUCAUACUCGUACUACCCCAGGAAGCCCGUGAAUAUCAACAGAAGUCCCAUGGCGUACCGUCAGGAGAAGAGUCACGCGGCCGGGCGGGGCCUGACGGAUCAGGGCGUGCAGCAGGAGGACGAGCGCAUGCCGCGGUCCUUCAUGGCCGCCCGCAUUGGCGGCACACACAAUGAGCAGCGCAGCUCCGUGAACGAGUCCAGCAGCCUCCUCGGAGGCUCUCCCCGCCGGCCCUGUGGGCGGAAGGGCUCCCCCUACCACACAGGGCAGCUGCACCCAGCGGUGCGUGUGGCCGACCUCCUCCAGCACAUCAACCAGAUGAAGACGGCCGAGGGCUACGGGUUCAAGCAGGAGUACGAGAGCUUCUUCGAUGGUUGGGAUGUUACCAAAAAGAAGGACAAGUCCAAAGGAAGGAACAGUGGACUGCUUGGUUGCGAUCGCCACCGGGUCAAGCUGAACUCCCUACUUGGCAACCCCACCUCCGACCACGUUAAUGCCAACUACAUCGAUAUUCGGAUAAACAGGGAAGGCUACCAACGCUCCAAUCACUACAUUGCUACUCAGGGGCCCAAGCAGGAGAUGAUCUAUGACUUCUGGAGGAUGGUCUGGCAGGAGAACUGCUACAGCAUCGUCAUGAUCACUAAGCUGGUGGAGGUGGGCAGGGUGAAGUGCUGCAAGUAUUGGCCAGAGGACAGUGAGAUGUAUGGAGACAUUAAGAUAACCCUGCUGAAGACAGAGAACCUGGCAGAGUACAGCGUGCGCACCUUCGCCAUGGAGCGGAGGGGUUAUGCUGCCAAGCAUGAGGUGCGCCAGUUCCAUUUCACGUCCUGGCCGGAGCACGGAGUACCCAGCCACGCCACGGGCCUACUGGCCUUCCUCCGGCGAGUCAAACUCUCCACGCCCCCUGACGCCGGCCCUGUGGUGGUCCACUGCAGUGCGGGCGCAGGCAGGACGGGCUGCUACAUCGUGCUGGACGUGAUGCUAGACAUGGCGGAGUGUGAGGGCGUGGUGGACAUCUACAACUGCGUCAAGACCCUCUGCUCCUGCCGCAUCAACAUGAUCCAGACCGAGGAACAGUAUGUGUUCAUUCACGACGCCGUUCUGGAGGCGUGCCUGUGUGGAGACACCUCUGUCCCGCUGUCUGAGUUCAGCCUCAUGUACAAAGAGAUGCUGAUGGUGGAGCCACAGAGCAACACAUCCCAGCUGCGGGAGGAGUUUCAGACCCUGAACUCAGUGACCCCUCAUCCAGACGUAGAAGAAUGCAGCAUCGCCCUUCUGCCCAGGAACCGUGAGAAGAACCGCAGCAUGGACGUCCUGCCGCCCGACUGUGCCCUGGCCUUCCUGGUCACCACAGACGGAGAGAGCAACAACUACAUCAACGCGGCCCUGGCAGACAGCUACCACCGGCCAGCCGCCUUUGUGGUCACGCCCCACCCACUCCCAACCACCACGGCCGACUUCUGGAGGCUGGUGUUUGACUACGGCUGCACCUCUGUGGUCAUGCUCAACCAGCUUAACCAGUCCAACUCCGCCUGGCCGUGUCUACAGUACUGGCCAGAACCAGGACUGCAGCAGUACGGGCCCAUGCAGGUGGAGUUCCUAUCCAGGUCGGCCGAUGAUGAUGUCAUCACCCGCCUGUUUCGGGUCAAGAACCUCACACGACCUCAGGAGGGACAGCUGGCCGUGCGCCAGUUCCAGUUCCUGCGCUGGUCGGCCUACCGUGACGUUCCUGACUCCAGAAAGGCCUUCCUCGGCCUGCUGGCCCAUGUACAGACGUGGCAGAGGGAGAGCGGGGAAGGACGCACUGUUGUCCACUGCCUUAAUGGAGGCGGUCGCAGCGGCACUUUCUGUGCCUGCUUCAUGCUGCUGGAGAUGAUGCGGCACCAGAAAAUGGUUGACGUCUUCUAUGCUGUGAAGACUCUGCGCAACUCCAAACCCAACAUGGUGGAGUCCCUGGAGCAGUAUCGGUUCUGCUAUGAUUUGGCCUUGGAGUACCUGGAUAGCAUUGAGGGGAGAUAGCACCAGGCCUAUCGAUCCACAUCGGCUAAGACAGAACUCUGUGUCCAGUCAUUUGGCUUCUCGCUUCUGUGCAUUUUCUUUGUCUGGAUCAAUGGAUUUCCCUGCCGUCUAAGGCUGUGAAGAAGAAGAAAAAAAAAACAAACAAACAAAACAAGGGGAAUUUUGCAGGGGCAAAAUAUGCAUACCUUUAAACUUUAAUGUGCAACCAUUGCUGUAUUUUUGGAUCUGUAUAUGUGUGUGUUUUUUAUGACCUUGGCUGUUUUGUGCUGUGUUCUUCCCCACGCCUGGGGGUGCAAAUGGAAAAAAAAAAAGACCCCCCUGAGAGUCCCCUGAGAGGUGUUUUUCUGGACUGCGCCGAUGUUCAGUCCGCUCCUUACUGCCUCACCAACAGAACGCACUGAGAAGGACACCACCAUGUGGAAACCGCAGCACAGGAAGAAAGCUGCCCGUUGGUGUCAUUGCCGUACCGAAGCCCACCGGAACCUAAUUUAAGGAGUUGAACAGAGUGACUCUUGCCAUAAAUUCUUAUUUUUUUUGCCUUCCCACUGUGGCCCUGCAGAUGUCGUUGUCAUAAGGGAGCGUUUCUCGUCUGGUUUCGUGCCCGCAGAUACGCAGAACCUCCCGUGUGUUUUACCUAAGCUCCCGCCUCUCUGUUGCUCUGUGCUCCCUUAAUUUCUGUACAUAGGCCUUCCGCAGGUGUUCCUAGGUGUUGUUGUCUUGCGCUGCCAGCCCGUCCUCUUUUCACACGUGGAUUGUGUGUGAAGGCGGAACCUGUCUGUACAGGUGAAGAGUGUAACGGCACGG
Molecule: messenger RNA, 5229 nt
Organism: Megalops cyprinoides (Indo-Pacific tarpon)
Lineage: Eukaryota; Metazoa; Chordata; Actinopteri; Elopiformes; Megalopidae
Product: receptor-type tyrosine-protein phosphatase U-like
Exons: 31
Coding region: 73-4425 (1450 amino acids)
Biological process (GO): protein dephosphorylation
Cellular component (GO): membrane
Molecular function (GO): protein binding; protein tyrosine phosphatase activity
Source: RefSeq, a predicted model, not a curated record